Molecule: messenger RNA, 11551 nt
Organism: Solea senegalensis (Senegalese sole)
Lineage: Eukaryota; Metazoa; Chordata; Actinopteri; Pleuronectiformes; Soleidae
Gene: grin2db
Product: glutamate receptor ionotropic, NMDA 2D
Exons: 17
Coding region: 245-6091 (1948 amino acids)
Biological process (GO): synaptic transmission, glutamatergic; monoatomic ion transport; excitatory postsynaptic potential
Cellular component (GO): postsynaptic membrane; plasma membrane; NMDA selective glutamate receptor complex
Molecular function (GO): transmitter-gated monoatomic ion channel activity involved in regulation of postsynaptic membrane potential; NMDA glutamate receptor activity
Source: RefSeq, a predicted model, not a curated record
AGCUGUCAAUCACCAAAUGAGGAAGACGCCGACAACAACCGCAUGACCUGAUCAACCGCGAGAGAGCUGCUAUGCAUUUCCGCAUGGUCGCACACGGCAGAGGUUCCAGUUGUACUAAAAUGAGGGUCUGCAUAAGUCGACACAACCUCACAUUCUGGGUAACGGCGGACCUCCUCACAUAACCUCAAGCGCACCCUCUCUUAGUGCGAUAUAUAUCUGCCUCCCCCCCCCUCGGCAGGUUGCCAUGGUCGCCAUACCUACUCUCUCUCUGCUAUUGGUCCUGGCAGAGUGGGCAGGUCUGGUGGACACCUCCCCCCACCUCCUGCUGCGGCCCAGCCCACGGGAGCGUGAUGCGGGGACGAUGAUGAACUUCAACAUUGCCGUGAUCCACGCCGGUGCGACGGUGCAAGCAGAGGCGGCGGUGGCGGGGCCUGGGGGAAGGGUGCUCUACCCUGGUUUCGGCCGGGUAUACGGCUCCCUGGGGGAGAGCGUGGUCACCCAGUGGGGCUCUGCUAAUGUCAUCUGGCUACAGGUGAAUGACAGUAGUCCUAAGACAGUGCUGUCCCAGCUGUGUGAGCUGCUGGCGGCGCGGCCCCUGCAAGGUCUGGUUUAUGAAGAAGAGAGGCCCCCUCGCACAGCGUGGGGUCCUCUGGCACCCAUGCUGGAGUUUGUCUCUGCGCAAACAGGACUGCCCAUUGUGGCUGUAGGAGGGGGAGCGGGGCUGGGGAGGAUGCCACAGGAAUCAGGUUCCAUCUUUCUCCAGUUCAGCUCCUCUACUGCCCUUCAGUUAGAGGUCAUAUUUGAGGUGCUGGAGGAGUACGACUGGACCGCCUUUUCCGUGGUGUCCACGCGUCACCAUGGCUACCAGGACUUCCUGUCUGUGGUGGAGGGCCUGACGGACGGCUCGUUCAUCGGCUGGGAGAAGAAGAGUGUGGUGAUCCUGAACGUGACCGACGACCCUGGGGGGGCACGCACGCGCAGGCUGCUGAAGGAGAACGAGGCGCAGGUACGCUUGCUGUACUGCUCCCAGGAGGAGGCAGAGCUGGUUUUCCGAGCCGCUUGGGCUGCUGGUCAGGCUGGCGCCUCGCACAUGUGGUUUGCUGUGGGGCCGGCUCUGUCAGGUUUGGGCAUGGAGAGCCUGCCCCGGGCUCUGUUUGCCGUCCGGCCUCAGGGUUGGAGGGAUGAACCUCGCCGGAGAAUUGCUCGGGGUGUGUCUGUGCUGACUCACGGUGCAGUGGCCAUGCGCAAGGAUUAUGGGACGACGGGUGGGCCGAAUUUUGUCACCAACUGCAUGACUGAUGCUAAUCAGACCCAGAGACUGCGAGGCAGGAUGAGGUAUUUCAGCAACAUCACACUUGGCGGUCGAGACUACUCCUUCAACGGUGAUGGUUACCUGUCAAACCCCUUCCUGGAUGUCAUCUCUUGGACCCCCGGGCGCGGCUGGGAAGAUGUAGGCUGGUGGGAGAAUGGCGUGCUGAGGCUGCGGUACCCAGCUUGGUCUCGCUAUGGGCCGUUCCUUAAACCACCUGACGAUGCCCAGCACCUGCGUGUUGUCACACUGGAGGAAAGGCCAUUCGUCAUCGUGGAACUGGCAGAUGCUGCAUCCGGGACCUGCAUCCGUGACUCAGUGCCCUGCAGACGACCCCUCAAUGCCAGUGCCGCCCAUGAGGGUGUGGUUCCCAUGAAGCAGUGCUGCAAAGGCUUCUGCAUCGACAUCCUCAAGAGAUUGGCCAAGAUUGUUGGCUUUACCUAUGACCUUUACUUAGUGACCAAUGGGAAACAUGGGAAGAAAAUCGAUGGGAUUUGGAAUGGCAUGAUUGGAGAGGUGGUAUACAAGCGAGCGGACAUGGCUAUCGGCUCACUGACUAUCAAUGAGGAGAGGUCAGAGGUUGUGGAUUUCUCAGUACCUUUUGUAGAGACGGGGAUCAGUGUCAUGGUCUCCCGUAGCAACGGAACUGUAUCACCGUCCGCUUUCUUAGAGCCUUACAGUCCAGCGGUGUGGGUGAUGAUGUUCGUCAUGUGCCUGACCGUUGUGGCUGUGACCGUCUUUAUUUUUGAGUUCUUCAGCCCUGUGGGCUACAACCGCAGUCUCCAGAAUGGCAAAAAGACUGGAGGUUCUACCUUCACUAUAGGGAAGUCUGUAUGGCUUUUGUGGGCCAUUGUCUUUAACAACUCUGUGCCAGUGGAGAACCCCAGAGGAACCACCAGCAAGAUCAUGGUGCUGAUCUGGGCCUUCUUCGCUGUUAUCUUUCUGGCCUCCUACACUGCAAACCUGGCUGCUUUCAUGAUCCAGGAGGAGUACAUUGACACCGUGUCAGGCCUCUCGGACAAGAAGUUUCAGCAUCCCGAGGAGCAGUACCCACCUCUGAAGUUUGGAACAGUGCCCAACGGAAGCACGGAGAAAAACAUCCGCUCCAACUACCCAGAUAUGCAUCAGUACAUGGGCAAAUACAACCAGAGAGGAGUGGAGGACGCCAUUCUCAACCUCAAGACCGGAAAACUGGAUGCUUUUAUUUAUGAUGCUGCAGUAUUGAACUAUAUGGCCAGGAAGGACGAAGGUUGUAAGGUGAUGACCAUAGGCUCGGGGAAGGUUUUUGCCACCACAGGCUACGGUAUCGCCCUGCACAAAAACUCACGCUGGAAACGUCCUCUUGACCUGGCCCUGCUGCAGCUGGUGGGAGAUGAUGAGAUUGAGAUGCUGGAGCGCCUCUGGCUGUCUGGUAUUUGCCACAAUGACAAAAUUGAGGUGAUGAGCAGUAAACUGGACAUCGACAACAUGGCGGGUGUCUUCUACAUGCUGCUGGUGGCUAUGGGUCUCAGUCUGCUGGUGUUUGCCUGGGAACACUUGGUCUACUGGAAACUCCGUCACUGCAUGGCCACCAGUUCUGGCAAACUGGACUUUCUCCUUGCGAUCAGCAGGGGCAUGUAUAGCUGUUGUAGCUUUGAGGAUGAAACAGCACCAGGUGGAUCUAAAUCUUUGCCUUCUCAUCACCAUGCUGCAAUGGUUACGGUCCCAUCCCAGCCACAUGUUGUCUCUACGUCUAUGACCGCCCCAGCUAUUGCCAUGACGCAACAACAGCAACAGCAGCCACCGCAGAGUGUCUACAAAACACCUCUACCAGGCUCUCCUCCCACCGUGGUGCAUUCUGGGACAGCAUUGGGUCCCUCCAACACCCCCAUUGCUGGCGCACCCCUGCCUUGCACCACCUUCCUGCCGCGGCCAGACCGUAGGCUGGCUGUGGUGGAUCGCUGGAGGCUGCCUAAAUCUGCCACAGCUACCAACCCUAUGGCUGGAAGGUGGCCCGUCACUGACAUGGGACCUUUUGCUCAGAAGGUCCCCCCAAAUUGGGCUUCAACUGCUGGAGGGGGUGGGGGACUUGAUGGCUAUAAGAGAUACUAUGGUCCCAUUGACCCUGAGGGACUGGGGCCCUGCAUGGAGCAACAAGCAGGGUCCCAGACCCCCAAGACUAUGCCAAGGGGCCACCCCCAGCCACCUCCAGCCAGUGUGGCUUUUUACUCAGAAAAGGGCAUUGACCAUGGGGUGGGGAAGAAGGUGGUGGGAGGUGGCAGUGGAGGUCAGGGGAAAGGGGCCGUUAAAUCUCUGGGUACACCCAGAAUGCCUCCUAAGAGUCAGGCCCCUCUGCCUCCUACACCCCCCCUGCCACAUCCCUCUCCCCCUCUCCCCUCAUCCUUCUGGAGGAAACGCAGACCCAAGAAGCCCAAAGAAUCUGGAGGGCCACUAUAUGAGAACAUUUUGCCCCUGGGGCGGAGGGGAGGAGCACGAGAUGGAGUGAGAGAGGGAGGAGGGAGGAGGGCACGCCCCCUCUCUCCACCGCUCUCACUUCCUGUGCCAGUGCCCCUCAGCCCCUCCUACACCCCUCCGUCUCCGUCUGCAUCCUUGCACUAUACGUCUUCAUCUUCUUCGUCAACCACAUCAUCCACAUCCACAUCGUCAUCUGCCUCGUCUUCUCGCUCCACCUCUCCCACCUACUCUUACAGCUCCUCCAGGAGCACACGAGACAGAACUGGAGGAAUAGAUGGAGAGGAUGACGACGAUGAGGAGGAGCUGACAGAAGAGUCAAGCCUCCUCCUCGGAAGGGGCAGGGAAAGGGAACGUUCAAUCAUUCGGCCUCGUUCCUUCAGCCAUGGGCGCCUGCCACCACCCAUUCCCCCCAGGAAACCUCGUACAUCCUGGGGGGACAGAGAACGAGAAAGGGGGGGAAGCCAACUGUCACAGCUUCAAGAGUGGUGGGCAAGCUGGAGUGAGAGAGAGAGGAGUGGAGCGGGUGGAGAUACAGAGAGGCAAAAAAGAGAGAAGAAAAGGAGAAAAGAGAAGGAGAAAGAGAAGAAGAAAAAGAAAAAGAACAAAAAGAGGAAAAAGAGGGAAGAACGAGAAAGAGAGCGUGAGAGAGAAAGGAAGAGACGGAAGGUGAAAAAGAAGAAAAAGAAGGCACUGAAGACAAAGAAAAGAAGGAAAUCAACUGGUGGGAAACGUUCAGAGCCAGAGGAGGGAGACGUAGAACCAGAGAGGGAAGGAGAUGUAGAAGGAGAGAGAGAAGGAGAAAUACAAGACUACCCCUCGUUCUCUGCUCAGUAUCGGAGUGCAUUUGGGGAAAAGGGGCGGGAUUCCUGGGAAGGAGAGAGGGAAAGAGGCAGGAGAGAAGGGGGAGAUGAGGGCAAUGACAGGGAAGAGGAAGAUAGUGGCAGAAGCAGAGAGAGGCAUUCCAAAUCCUCACACUCCCAUUCCAGACAUCGUACCCCCAGUAAGCGCUAUCCUAACCUUAACAAACUCCCAGCUUCAGUCAAAUUUUGGGUUAAUGGAAGAGGAGGUGACUCCAAUACCCCUCCAACAUCCUUCCACCCAUUGCUUCCAUCCUCCAAGCGCAGAAGAAGUGGGGGGAUGGACAGAGAUGAUAGUGGAAGAGUUGGGGAGCGGCGUCCUUUGUUGAUGCAUUAUGAAAAAGAGAAAGCACAGACAAGAGAGGGCCUGUCCUUCCAUGAGUGGGACUCUGAGGAUGAAGAAGACGAUGAUGAGGAGGAAGAGGAAGAAAGGGAGAGACUGAGGGAUCGGGGGGACAGAAGAAGGAGGGCAGGUAGGGGGGCGAUGUCUGAGUCAGAAAGGGACAGAGCCAGAGUUGAAGACAGUUACUCAGAUGAUGGAUCGUCAGGGGAGUUUGGCCGUUUUGAAAGAUACUGGGAGGGAGGUGGGGUGGGUAGUGGCACUGGAAUAGGAGGUAUAGGUGGAGGAGGCUGGUUCUUUGGCACCUACCCCUCCAGAGAGAAAGGGGGCAGUAUCAAUAGUCGGGAUGAUUCUUUACUGGGUACACGAGCAGAGGGAUGGUUCGGUGCUGAUUUCUGGGGUUCAGGGCCAGGUGCAGGAUGGGGAUCAGAGGGAGGGCUUGGAGGGUCAGGAUCACAGUGGCCACUACCCCCCACAGCCUUUCCUCCUCCUAGAAGAUACUGGUCAAUGGAUAAGAUUCCUGUAAAGGGAGAGAAGAAAUGGAAGAGUGGAGGAGGGAAGAGCAAAGGGAGAGCUAGGGACAGAGGGGAGGAUACAGGACGGGCCACCAUGUGUUCCUGUAACCUUUAUCCCCAACCCCAUCCUUACCCACAUCCCCACAGUCGCUCACACACUUCCCACUCCAAGAGAGAAACCACAAUGCUUUCCCGUAGCCAGGAAGAGCUUCUCCCGCACUGCCACAGCUUCAGCGGAAGCUCUCGCCCCAAACCUCUGCCUCCAAAACCAGAUCAGGCCAAAUCUGGCAGCCAAUCUAACCUCAGCCUCAGCACACAGCCCACAGACCAUCCGCCUCAACCUUCACCGUCGUCACCCCAGCAGUCGUCCAUGUCUCCCACCUCCCUCCCGAUGCCCAUUCCGCCUCCGCCCUCCUCAUCCUCUGUCUCACCACCAGCAGGGGUAGGGAUGGCCGGCCAGGCUCAGGCCUCGGCCAGUGCCAAACUCCAAUAUCAGAGACUGCGCUCCGUGCCACAACCGCGGAGGUUCUACUCCCCCCACCUGCCACUCAAAGCCAAGAGCCUUUGCUCACGCCGAGGGUCGGCCCAUUUCUCCAGCCUCGAGAGUGAGGUAUGACAGGGGGAGAGGAGAGAGGGAGACGUGGGAGCAAGCACCUCUGCUACUGAGAACCAUGGUGCCAUGGUAGCUGCAGCCAGGGAAGACACAAGAGACACAGCUGCCUUGGUGACCAUUGGUAAUCAAUUAGCAACCAUCACUGCGGGAACUAAUAUGGAUAGUAGCUGCAUUGCUAACACUACUUUGUGUGAGAGCAACGCUACCGCCACCCGCUCCAUUGUCCGCGUUCUGGUGAAGGCGACAGUGAGACACCACACCAGGUUGAGCUAUAUCCGUUUGGAUAGUUCCCGUGAUGACGAGAGUGAAGGCGAGGCUGUAUCACCGAGGACUGCAGCCCCAGAACUUCUCCUCCGCUCAGAACUGAGCUUUGUGAUGUCAUCUUCGGUUCUCCUCCCCUCCCCGAGUCACAACUAGGGAUUAAUAGUAGCCUCCAAUCUGUGAGUAAUGAUGUCAUAUUUGUGCACACAAGCCCACAACUUCCAGGAGCAGAUACACACAUACGAACAGAUAUGAGCUCAAAACGUCUCCCUCCCUCUGGCUUUGAGAACACUCCUUGGUGGGAUGUGGAGAGACCCACCCUCUCCCAGAAAAUGCCAUGGUUUGGUCUGUAGACUCUGCCUCCCUUGUCCUCAUUGGCUAUUGGCUUUUGAACUGGAUUAGUGGACUGCUUCUUCGUGUCAGAGAGACUGUCCCUCUUCUUCCCUUUCGUAAAUCAGUUGAUAUAAAAAGCAAUGCAGUCACCUCUCCCUCACCCCCUGUUUGCCUGAAAACCUCUCACUGGGCAGUCAGGACAGUGCUAUUUAUUUGACCUCAUGACACCAACAGACCCAUCUAGCUCUGCCCCAGGACCAUCUAUGUGAUGUCAUGUUUUACUAGAAACUCUUUUAACCAGUCAGAUUGAACAGGAAUCACUUCUUCUACCUGUUGGAGAUUGUCGUGUAUUUGAACAACAACACUGAACUUUCAAAAAGAGGAAACAACAAUAAGAACAAAAAAAAAAAAAGACAUGUAGCAGAUUUUUCUUUGUCUGUCUUUUCUUUCCUACUCAGACUUUUCUCCCCAUUCCCUCUUUUUUAUUCUAUCAAUAUAUUUCUCUCACUGUGUUAGUGUUUUUAAUAAGGAGCAGCCUGGAUGUGGCUAGUGUUGGAAGUGGGAAUGAUAGCAGUGCCAAAUUUCCACACAAAAGCUUUUAAGCAAGAUUGGUUUUCCAGCAAUUUGUUUUCAUAUUAUAAAGCCCCGUCUUUUCUUUCCAUGUGUGAGCCACACAUAAUUCACCAUCAUGUAAAUGAAUCAAGGUGAUGAUUGGUGCAAUAUCUGUAAUUGGCACUAGAUGGCUGCAUAAUAUUCAAAUAAGCCUUGGAGUCAAUUGUGCAAGAGGCUUCUGGUGAGUUUAAUAAUUGCAGCUAUAUGAUACGGAGAAGGGGUGGGAAGCUCUGAACUAUUACUUUUAUGAAAGUAGCCAGUCAUGAUUUAUUCAGAGGAAGUAAGGCGACGUGAAACCAAGUGCAGUGCAUUGUAAAACUCUCUUAGGUUAUUAUUGUAUUAUGCUACUUUAUUGUAUCUUUGCAGAGUUUCUAGAAGAUGGAUUAUAAGAAGCACAAUUCCUCAUUGCAUUUUUCCAGACUUGUGUGCCACAUUUGUAACUGCACAAGCUACAUUUUACUGAUAUAUUUAAAAGAAACAAAACAAAUGUGAUGUUAACUCGACAAUAAAAUUCUCUGUAACCAAUGUCCAAGUAUCAAAGUACCACAGACGCUAGUGCUGGUCUUUGACUAUUUCCUUUUGAUUACAUAAGACUGAACAAUAUACUGUGAAUGUUCUGGAUUCCAGUUUGAGGUGCACACAUAAUAGCUGAGACUUCAUUGAAUGCAGUCAGUAAUAACUCCUGUUAUCAUGGUGACUGUUUGACUUUGAGCAAUAUUCCCAUCUUUAAUGUGACAGGGAUGCAAUGGCACAUCUGUUUGCACCCGAGACGUUUUAAUUGUUUUUCCUUCUAUUUUAAAUAAGGUCAUUUAUUUCAGCCAGAGUUAGAUGAUCCACAGCAUCAAUUGUUUUCUUACAGGUAGAUUAGGUUUCAUCUAAUUAAGUUAGAUGUGAUUGUAACAAUAGGUUGUAGUCCACAGCACCUGGAUCCGGCUGACAAAUACAAAUACGAAAUGCUACGAGUUCGACAGAGUGUAGUGAACUGUAGCACUGUGCGAGCUGUGCCAAAAGCCAUCUACUCAAUAAAGGUGCCAAUGUUGUCAGCAUUGAAAUGCGUACACCCUCUGUUGUUUUCAUGAGGUCAACAUAUCCCACUCAUCUCUCACACUAAGACCAGCCACAGCCCAGCUCUUCUUAUUGUAGUUGAAUGUAGCUUUGACAUGAUGUAGCAAAAGAACACCUACUUUUAGACUUUGUAGCUUUUUGGAUGCUGUCCAUAGUGGCGAGGAGGACUGGGGUGGAGGGGAGGGUUGUCCUGACACGUGAGGGACUGUGCGUUGUGUUUGUGCAUGUUGUCACAGAUCGAAGGGUUAGUCGACCUUCUCAGUUCCCCCCUUUUAACUCUUUUUGCCUUUCAGUGAGAGCGGACUGUACCUUUUAUCUGCACAUGUAUUGCUUUUUCUAAGUCUGUGUGGGGCAAUUUUUUUAAAAACAAUCUGUCUUUGUUUUGGGGUUUAUUUGGGGAAAAAGAUGCGUUUGCCAUUCUAACCCAGAAUCAUUUGCAUGUUUAGCUGAAUGACAUCUCAAAGAUUUGUGGCAGGAGGGUUGUGUAGUUGAAUUAGGGCAGCCACCUUUCAGUGAGGCAGUGAGUUUGCUCUGCUCUGCGCCCCAACAGUGGAAACAACAACGGCGACAGUUCGACUGCUUCCUGUGUCGUAGAACAUAAUCAUUUUCAACCAAUCGACAGGGCUUUAACCUGGUAUGUCAUUGAGCAUCAUUGAUUUCUAUUGAGGCGCUAAUACUUAAGUCUGUGACUGCAUGAACAGAAGUGACUCUUAAAAACCCUCUGGCUUAUUUUGUUUGAUUUAUUUUCUUUUUUUGCUGAGAAAAAAAAAAAAAGAAUAUAUUAAAAUAUACUAUGUUUCUGAGAAUGUACCAUGUUAUACUGUGAUUUACCUGAGAUAUUUUAUUGUAUUCGAUUAUCAUUUAAAUUAUAUCAUUUAUCUAUAAAGAAAUAUAUAUGUACAAAUGAAUAUAUACAUAUAUAUACAUACAGGUAUAUAUAUAUAUAUUAGUUAAGUUUGGUAUAUUUGGAGGAAGUGUUAGAUGAAAUAGUUUUAAAUGUUUUAGCUUUGUAGCGAUUCUAGACACUGAAAUCAUUUUUGAAUUUCGAUUCCUCCUAUAUGACUGUGAAGACAUUAGUGCCUGUGACAAAAAAGACAAGUAAAAGUCUAAACUCUAUUCAUCUAUAUCUACUAUAGCUAUCAGUCUGUCACUCCUCUCGUACUACCUAACAUUCUUUUGUGACACCCGCUGCUUUGACACAUCAGUAUGUUUCUCUUUUGCUUUCUCCUGCUCUCCUCCACUGCAGUUCCUUCUCUUGUUCAGUGGAAGACAUUAUUGUUUGGAAAACAUUCACCACCUCCUCUCUUUUUUAAACCUCCACUUUGUUGAUUAACACAUCCAUUCACCUUUUCUUUCUUUUUGAACCUUUCUCCCUUUUAAGUGAGCUCAUUCUUCCAUCUUUCACUUAGCAAAAAACAGAGACCAGUAGAUACUGUGUUCUUGCUCCUUUUGACUGAUUGUUGAUGAUGAUGAUGAUGAUGAUGAUGAUGCUGAUGAUCAAUUAAUUGACUGAUGAAAUAAUUAAUGAACAAUGUUACUAUUACUGAUGUGACUGAAGUGUGUAUCUGACGACCACGCCACUGUAGCAAGUCUGGGCUGUACUACACCACCAACGAGCAAAUGAGGCCACAGUUGCUAUGGCGUUGCCAUGACAUUUUCAUGGCGUUGCCAUGGUGUCCUCUGCACCGCCACCACCUGGUGCCUGCUGGGUAAUAUAGCAUAAUGUCCUUCACUUUCCCCAAAGCACUGGUCAAAGAUCUGCUCUGCGCCUGUCUGCUCGCUCAGUCCAGAACUUAAUCAAUGGGAGUUGAAAUAUUUAAAAGCUGACUUUGGUAGAGUGCUGAGGGGCAGCAAGGUGGCCAUGUGUCUGCUGUCUGCUAAUCUAGACUGGACUGGUUUGGCUUGAAGUGCAUAUGAUAAAGUGCUGAUAUCACGUUGAUCGCCCGAUCUUUAACAUCAUCACUUUGCACUGCACUGCAUGUUUUCCCAAAAGCUUCAUAUCACUGACAGCCUGAAACCAGUCAAGGGGAGAGUAUAAGUGUAUCUCUGCCUCGACGCUGCACAUUUCUGAUAUUGAAUGUGUGUUAUGUGGAGGGGGUGCAUGUCAUGUAUGUGUAUCGCAUGUUCACUAAUCAUGUCUCCAGUCCACAGCAGCAUGAGUCUGUAAUGUUCUCCUUUACUCUCCCUGUGUUUUCCUUGCGCGGUGCAUGGAUAUUUAACACACCAAGUGUACAUCAUUCAGCCAAUGAUCCUCAUCUUCCUCUAGCCCUCACUAAGCUGCAAUGGAAAGCUUUGCCUCAAGUUGUCUGAUUAUACCACACAGGCACACGUGUGCCUUCACAAACGCACACACACUGUGAGUCUUUUGUGUAAAACUUCGCUCAGAGAUUUGGUUACCUGAAGAAUGAAACACAUUCAUAGUGACAGUUCCACUUGUUCUGAUCGAUCAGUUUGCUGUAUGGUCCUGCACUCUGCUUUGCACUGUCCUGCCUGUUUUGAUCCAUCACUUCCUCCUCAGAAUAGUCCGGUUCGAUUUGUUUCACUUUGCUGAAUUGCUCCUCUUUUGAUUUACUUUGUUGUCCUCAUUCGCUUUGAUUGAUCAGAUGUUCUGUUUUGGUCCGACUGUAUGCAUUAAACAGUCCAGUCCAGCCUAGUGCAGUGUGCGCCAGGCUAGUCUAGUGCCCGAGUUUGGAAGAGAUCCUGGUGCAGCAUCAAGCUCACCUCUCUAUUGUCCCAUGACCGGGGAAGCAAUAUGUGUGGCGCUCCAGAAUUCAAACAGGGUCCUCAUUGGCUGCUUUGGCCAUGAAUUAUAUCAAGGAAAUACAGGAGUGCCACACAUUGUACUCACCAGGUCUGGGGUCUGCAUGUUGCACUAUAAAACGCUUGUUCAACCACAGUGACAGGGCACGUAUACCCACAGGAACCAGUGUGUGUGUGUGUGUGUGUUUGUUUUCAGUAUCGUUCAAGGCCCAGUUCUGCUCUAGUAACCUGCCAACAUACAGGCCUACUUACAGGCUGCUAAGGCAGGUUGCUAGUGGGGUGAUGUUGCUCCUAGCCCAGACUGGUCUGGUCUAUGCCCUAAUUUAACUGUGUUAGUUUAUUUGACAUUGUCUGUCUGGGGUGGGGCUGGAGGGUCAGUGCUGCACUUACUUCCUGAGAAUUGCUUCAUAAAAUAUGAUUCUCUUUAAUUAA